This is a messenger RNA of Prunus dulcis (almond), 1200 nucleotides long. Its product is annotated as UMP-CMP kinase 3-like. NCBI's taxonomy places the organism in Eukaryota, Viridiplantae, Streptophyta, Magnoliopsida, Rosales, Rosaceae. Gene Ontology annotation, cellular component: cytoplasm; nucleus. Gene Ontology annotation, biological process: CDP biosynthetic process; UDP biosynthetic process; 'de novo' pyrimidine nucleobase biosynthetic process. Bases 151 to 876 code for a protein of 241 amino acids. The transcript has 10 exons. The record is from RefSeq and is a predicted model, not a curated record. Gene Ontology annotation, molecular function: ATP binding; UMP kinase activity.
CUCCGUGUCAUUGUCUUUCUCGCAUUCAAAACACCUUCUCCUUCCCUUCUAUUUAAGAAAAGCAGAGAGACCUCAAUUCGCAAUAACGUAGCUCAGAUCUUCACACCCAUAACCCACAGAUAGGUAAUCAGACACGUUUAGUUGGUGCCCAUGGGAACAGUUGUUGAUGCUGCUGCUAAGAAGGAGGCUAAUGGAAGCUUAGCUGAUCUGAACCCUACAGUUGUUUUUGUAUUGGGUGGCCCUGGCAGCGGAAAGGGUACCCAAUGUGCAAACAUUGUUCAGCACUUUGGGUAUACCCAUCUCAGUGCUGGUGAUCUUCUACGAGCUGAAAUCAAAUCUGGUUCUGAAAAUGGGACCAUGAUUUCAAAUAUGAUUAAAGAAGGAAAGAUUGUUCCUUCCGAAGUAACAAUUAAACUUCUUCAGCGAGCAAUGCUGGAAAGUGGUAAUGACAAAUUUUUGAUUGAUGGGUUUCCUCGUAAUGAAGAAAAUCGUGCCGCAUUUGAGGCUGUGACUAAAAUCGAGCCUUCAUUUGUCCUGUUUUUUGACUGUUCUGAAGAGGAGAUGGAGAGGCGCCUCUUGGGUAGGAACCAGGGAAGAGAGGAUGAUAACAUAGAAACAAUAAGGAAGCGAUUUAAGGUUUUCCUAGAGUCUAGUCUCCCUGUGAUAGAGUACUAUAACUCCAAGGGGAAAGUUCGGAAGAUUGAUGCUGGAAGGCCCGUUGAAGAAGUUUAUGAGUCAGUAAAAGCUAUUUUUGCCCCAAAAAAUGAGAAGUUGACGAAGUGCCCAUUUUCCCUGUCAUUGAUGUUAACUUUUUCGGUUUGCAGGCUGAUUAAUUGCUGCAAGUAUGUCCAAGAUUUCAGAUCUUAUGUCUAUUGAGGCGAUGCAAUUGUUGGCUGCAUAUAUUGUUUUCUUUUGAGGGUUUUAUUCUUGGUGCUUACAUAUUAUAGAAUGUAUUCUAGACACGUGAGGUGUAUGCCUCUAGUCUUAUGUUGGUGAUUGUGUUCUAAUUUUAAGAUUUAUAGUAAUAAUUAUGGCAAUAAUCUUCUGUUUCAAGUGUUAUAAGUAGCUAUUCAUCCUUUACCCCCUUUUGCUUCUUGUGGGAUAAAGCGCUCGAAUUAGAAAAUUUGAUGAAAGACAGCAAUUAAAAGAGAGGAAAUUUCAUUGAGAAUGAUUGUUUGCAAAGAUGCAUUGUACGUGUAA